Messenger RNA from Xiphias gladius (swordfish), 4964 nucleotides. RefSeq names its product phosphatidylinositol glycan anchor biosynthesis, class O (gene pigo). Bases 115 to 3390 code for a protein of 1091 amino acids. Gene Ontology annotation, molecular function: mannose-ethanolamine phosphotransferase activity. Gene Ontology annotation, biological process: GPI anchor biosynthetic process. Gene Ontology annotation, cellular component: endoplasmic reticulum membrane. The record is from RefSeq and is a predicted model, not a curated record. Lineage: Eukaryota; Metazoa; Chordata; Actinopteri; Istiophoriformes; Xiphiidae. The transcript is spliced from 11 exons.
GCGGUGUCACGUCGUUCUCUGUUUACCUGAGACACCCGUGCCCCCGCGGUGUUAACACGCGCGUUCAGGACCGCUCUGCGGCCGAGAGAGGACGAAAACCAGACUGUUACAAGGAUGAAGGGGCUCCCAGUGCUGUCCCUGCUCCUCUGCGUGUGCGCGAUGUACUUCGUGGGCAUUUACCUGUUCGUGGGCGGGUUCCUGCUGGUGAGGCUGGAGGUGAACAGGACCAGCACCUGCGGAGACGUGCUGCAGCCCGGAGAGGAGCCAGUGGACUUCUGCCGCAUCCAGCCGCGUUUCCGCAGGGCUGUCCUCCUCAUCAUCGACGCCCUGAAGAUCGACUUCGCCCGGUUUGACCCCGGCAACACGGCGCCCCGACCUUAUGAGAAUAAGAUGCCCGUGCUACAGGAGACCGCCUCAUCCAGGCCUUCUCACAGCCGCCUGUUCCCCUUCCGCGCUGACCCUCCCACGACCACCAUGCAGAGGAUCAAGGGCUUCACCACUGGAUCCUUGCCCACGUUUGUGGAUGUAGGUAAUAACUUCGCGUCCAGCGCCAUCUUGGAGGACAAUCUCAUCCACCAGUUUGGGCAAGUAGGCAAACGGGUGGUGUUCAUGGGCGAUGACACUUGGGAGAGUCUUUUUCCUAAGAAAUUCUACCGCUCGCUGCCCUUCCCUUCUUUCAAUGUCAAGGAUCUGCACACAGUGGACAAUGGGAUCCUCCAGCACCUCUACACCACCAUGGUGGGUGGUGAUUGGGAUGUCCUGGUUGCUCACUUCCUUGGAGUGGAUCACUGUGGUCACAGAUUUGGUCCCGACCACCCGGCCAUGGCUGACAAGCUCACCCAGAUGGAUGGAGUCAUCAGGUCUGUGAUUGACCGUUUGCAGAACGACACCCUCUUGGUGGUGAUGGGAGAUCAUGGCAUGACGGACACUGGAGAUCAUGGCGGAGAAAGUCAGAAGGAGACUGAUGCUGCUAUCUUCCUCUACAGUCCUGCCCCUCUGUUUCCCAGGCCCCCGUCGCAGAGUGAACCGGACGUGGUUCCCCAGACUGACCUGGUGCCCACGCUGGCUCUGCUGCUGGGAGUUCCCAUCCCGUACAGCAGUGUGGGGCAGGUGCUCUUGCCUUUAUUCCCUCCUCAUGGGCAGACAGAAGGCGCAGUUGGAGGUCUCAGCCAGCUGGAGGCACUGUGGAUCAACGCAAAACAGGUAAACCGUUUCCUGGAGACUUACUCUGGCAUGGCCAAAGACAUUCCACCAGAGAGCCUCUCUCAGCUGAAGGAUGAAUUUGCCCGCCUCUCCUCUGAGUACCUUACAACAGUAAGGGAGGGUUGGUCACCCUCCCCGGAGCUGGCCACCUCACUGCAGGCCUACCUCACCGCUGUCAGAGACACCUGUCGAGCUACCUGGGCUCGAUUCAACCCGCUUAAGAUGGCAGCAGGUUUAGCCAUCCUGGUGUUUGCCUGCUCGAUGUGUUUCAUCCUGUCUGAGCUGUCGCCUGUACUGCUCAUGGAAAAAGGUCUCGGACUGAAGGCUCCGGUUGUCAUGGCGCUAACAGCGGGGGUUUGCGUGGCUGCGGGCCAGCUAGUCACACAGGGCUAUAUCGAGGUAGCGUGGUGCCUGGCAGCUGCUGCCCUCAGCGCUGAGCUUCUCUUCCUCUGGAUCGCUUGUGGAUCCAAAACCACUGCUGUAGCAAAGAAUGGAUCUAAAAUUCCAAAAUGUGCUAGCUGGCCGACUGCACGUCAUCUCCUCAUUCCCCCUCUCGUGGUUCCACUCCUCCGCUGUGCCUCCCUGCUCUCAGAUAGCUACGUGAUCGCUGAAGGCCGGGUAGUGACAUUCCUCAUGUUCUCUCUGGCUCUGUAUAUUCCCAUCCAUCUCAACUGGGAUGGCCUACUUCUACCCCCCAGCCAUGACCCUCUGAAGUCCGCUGGGCUUCUGCCUUCCCCAGCCUUGUCUCCAUCGACUGUGAGGAAAGAGAGCAGCACCCUACUAGCCUGUUUAGGACUCCUUGUUGGCAGCCUCUACCUCUCCCUGUCCUUUCACGGCUGUCGGGAAGAGCAGGGCUCCUGCCAGCCAUCGCCAUUCCUUGCUCCUCUUUCCAGGUUGCAGGACAGCCAGCUGAAGAACCUCCACUACAUCCUCUCUGUCUUCUCCCUGGGGUUGUGGACAUAUCUGCUGAGACGCUGCCUCCGCCACUACGGUAACCUCAACUCCUCAGGUGGGACGGUGUUCACAGCCCGCUGGAUCUUACCGCUGCUGUCUGUGUGCCUGGGUCUGCACUGGGCUGUUAGUGCCACUUCAGAGGACAGCUUCAGGAAUCUGGCUGAGCUGAUCAGCCUGGCCCAGCUGGCUCUCCCCAGGGUCGCCUUCUGUCUCUUGGGGCUGGGACUGUUUCUGAUCUGGUUUGACCCUCUCACUGUGUUUGUGAAGACCAGGAAUGCGGCUUCGGCCAGAGGUUCUUCGCUACCCCCACCCCGCUACCGAGCCAGCACCGGCAUCAGCCCCCAAGCCGAGCUGCACCACCUCAUCCCCCAGAUCUACCAGCGAAUGCGCCGUUCCCUGGACGACGGAGAGCUGAGUGGGGGCAGCGAGUUGGACAGCAGGCCUGCUGUGGAGGCCUACGGACUGGGAACUGUAUACUCUGCCCCCCUGCUGCUGUUCUGUGGCCUGCUAGGAACUGGUAUGCUGCUGCUGCACCCAGAGGGCAUGGCUCUGUCUUUCCUCCUGCUGCUGCUAGAAACGGGAGCUCUGUUGCACAUUCACGCCUCCUCCACGACGCUCAGUGGCCUACAUGGAACAUAUUCUGGUGGCUUUAAUGUGCCCUGGACUCCAAUAGUGAUGUGGUCCCUGGCUGCCACCCAGACCUUCCAUGCCACAGGUCACCUUCCCACCUUCCCCUCCAUCCAGUGGGGUGCUGCCUUUGUGGGAUUCCCUGAUGGGCACACAGGCACCAUGCUGCCCGCCUCACUGGUUACCCUCAAUACCUUUGCCUCACACAUCCUGUUUGCAGUGGGUUGUCCAUUGCUUCUGUUCUGGCCACUGGUGUGUGAGGCACGAGGGAGCAGAGGAGGAAGAGCUUGUGGGGAAGAAGGAGAGGACGCUGUGAUGGAGAUGAGACUGAGAGAAAACCCCCAACAGUUCAGCUCUGCUCUCCUACAACUCUCAACACGCUACCUCUUUAUUCACGGAGCACAGGUCUUUGCUUCAGUCUGUGCGGCUGCUAUCCUCAGGAGACACCUAAUGGUGUGGAAGGUUUUCGCACCCAAGUUAAUGUUUGAGGCCUCAGGGUUCCUGGUGAGCAGCGUGUCUCUGCUGAUCGGGGUCACGUUAGUGUUGAGAGUAGACGUAGCCGUGGGCCGCUGGUUUAAGAGAAUCAUCCCUGAUGCCUCCAGGUAGCGACGGCGCUGGUGCUGCUACCUUAUCACAGAAGCCCACCAGAGCUCACUAUGCCACAGAGAAAACGGACAUGGUGGUCAUUGUAAAGUUAUUAUAUGGAAAAAUUGCCAUCGGUGUCUAACAUAAAGAUCCCCACAAACAUGUCAUGUGAGGUUGCCUCUUAAUGUAACCUUUUUUAGGGCUAUGUUGUGCAUUACUGACACUGAGGCCUGCCUCCUUUUCAGCCAGAGGAACUCUAGGACAUCAAAUCUAGGACUGACUGAACUCUGAGCGUUUCGACUUUUUUUUUAUACAGUGUUUUUGGUUAAAGCUUGUAAACCACCCCACAAAGAUGAUGGGGGUUAAAGGCCUUUGAGGUCCAGAGUUGUAUGUGAUUAGGGAGAGAACAGUAGUUUCUGAAUGUUUCUCCCCAAACUCCUGUUUUCUAACUUAAGGAUGAAAACUUCCAAGCUCUCCAAACCAGACAGUCUUGCAAGUGGUAGCGCAGCAGUUCACUAGCUUCACUAAAUACAUACAGUUUACAUGAGCUACACACAGCUGGAUUUUAACCUCAGCAUUUAAACAAAAUUGGCCUUUGAUACCUGGGUCUUUUUCCACCUCACAACUGAGGCUGACAUUAAACAUAUGUGCAAUAGAAAGGCUAAAUUGACAGUUGAAUGUGAUGGAAAAGAAGCUAUGAAAGGAAGAUGUUUUUGUCUAGGAAACUGACGAUUAAAGUUUCACUUUUCAUUUAGCUGACUGUUUCCCACAUUGAUGUACAACUUAGGGGCAGGUAAAGGUUCAGUGUCUUACUGCAGAAACUGAACCCAACGUCUAGAGCUACUUUAUUAUCAAUUCACAAGCAGGUCAACUCCAUUUGGCGAAAUCCAUCCAAGUGCAUUACAGCAUGUCAUUUAAGUGUCUGCUGGAGGAAGUUUUCCUUUUUUAUGUUUUGUAUUUUCAAGAUGUUGAAAUACCCAGUGCAACUUAUUACUGCCAAUUCAUAUUGUAUUACUGUGCUGUUAUUAUAUUUUUUUUUUUUACAGUUUCUGAUUCUUAAUCUGUCACGGUCUUUUAUUUUUCUGAUUCCUAACUCUAAUGACUAUUUACAAUUAAGAUUUUUUUUUUUUUAAAUCACUGAUGAUCCGUUUUCUAAUCUCAAAUGAAACAUUUAUUCUUAAUUGGGCCUCAUACGCCUCGUCCCUGGAAUAGGUGCCUAUAACAAAUGCCUUUUUUUUGUAUGAUGUCAUUAUUUUGGCAGGGCCAUUAAAUCCAGGACCUCCAGAAACACUGUCAGUUAAUUUAUUUCUGCAGGACGUCUGAGUCAGUCUCCGGUGUAAAAUCUGUAACUGUUCUGCAGCUGUAGUCAGCAGCUAAAUCUCAUUAGCUAAUGCAUGGUAUCGAAGGGAUGGUGAGCUCAGGUUGAAUUAGCUAUAAUGCAAUAGUACUGCAUUCCUCAGGCUGUUAUAAAGGAGUGAUUGGUCAUUUAGGGCGGCUGCUGUAGAGACGUCAGCUCAAGUGAUGGUUUGGCUUGGUUGUGUGAUGGCGGGGCACAUAUUUUUCUCUUUUUAAGAUGUUUAAUAUAUAAAUAACUG